CCCAAAUUAAAUAUAUAUCAUGGCCAAUAAGUUAGAUACUUUGACUGUCAACUUGUCCAGUGCACCUUAUCAACGUGCUUUCACCACCAGCACUAGCCCUGUUGUAUUAUUCUCUGUUUUAGACCACUAUUUACGCCGCGAUGAUCCUCAAACCAAGGUCAUUGGUGCUCUCUUGGGUGUUCGUAGCUCUGAUGGUACUGAAGUUGAGAUCAGAAAUGCUUUUGCUUUGAUCCACACUAGCGAAAAGGACGAGAUUACUGUUGAUAGAGAGCAUUAUCGUAGCAUGUAUGAGUUACAUCAAAGAGUCAACCCCGAGGAAAUCAUCCUUGGUUGGUACACUGCUGGUCCCAACCUUACAGCUGCCUGUACUCCUGUACAUGCCUUCUUUGCUGAAGAUGUUGCUCCUUUCCAACCCAUUCAUGUCACAAUCGAUACUGAUGCUCUUUUCAAGACUGCUGACAUGGGUCUCCGUGCAUAUGCUAGUGCCCCCGUUGGUUUCUCUACUAAGCCUGGAGAUUGUUUGUUCUUGUCUGUUCCUUGUGAAGUUAAAUAUCUCGACGCUGAGAGAAGUGGCUUGGAUAUGCUUUCAUCUGCCAAGACCAACGAGAACCGUACUGCUUCUUUAAUUUCAGAUAUGGAUCACCUUGAGAUUGCUAUUGCCAAGCUCCAAGAGAUGCUUGAAAGAAUCAGCAAAUAUGUCGAUAGUGUUGUUGAGGGUGGUGUCGAACCUAACAACGCCAUUGGUAGAUACAUUAUGGAUACUGUUUCUGUUGUUCCCAAGAUCGAUAGCACAGCAUUCGAAAAGAUGUUCAACUCUCACUUACAAGAUCUUUUGAUGGUUGUUUACCUCGCCAACAUGACUCGUACUCAACUCUCUGUUGCCGAACGUUUGCAAUUAUUGGUUGCCAACUAAACAGCAACUUAUACAAAAAAAAAAAAGUUACAUAAUAAUGCCGAUUUCUAUUUUACACACCUUUUUCCCCCCAUCUGACAUAUUUUCCACCCUUUCCACGUUGAUAAAAUUUGACUGUAUAUUUUUUUUUUACAUGUAAUACAAAAAGGAGGGGUGUGCGUGUGUUUUUUUGACAUGAUUUAACCUUUUGUGUGAUUGUAAAAUCGGUGGCUUAUGGCAACUUUAAACCAUCAAUUGACAGUGAAGCCAUUCAUGGUUCGAUUUGACCCCACAUGAUUUGACCCCACAUAAACGAGAUUUCCCUUUUAAUAGCUGCUCCUAACUUUUUUUUUU
Messenger RNA from Mucor mucedo, 1246 nucleotides. Its product is annotated as maintenance of mitochondrial structure and function-domain-containing protein. Gene Ontology annotation, cellular component: eukaryotic translation initiation factor 3 complex, eIF3m. NCBI's taxonomy places the organism in Eukaryota, Fungi, Mucoromycota, Mucoromycetes, Mucorales, Mucoraceae. Bases 20 to 913 code for a protein of 297 amino acids. Gene Ontology annotation, molecular function: translation initiation factor binding; metallopeptidase activity; translation initiation factor activity. The record is from RefSeq and is a predicted model, not a curated record. Gene Ontology annotation, biological process: translational initiation. The transcript is spliced from 4 exons.